AUGCUGGAAGUGGACGACCCACCAACUCUUGGCCCCUGGAACCCCAUAUCGUUUGACGAGCUUUACUCUGGACCCAUCGGCAAUGCCCCCAAGCCGGAUUCCCAAGGCGCGACGAGAGGUGGUGCCAGCAACUCUGCCAAGGCUGCUAGUCAUCCUCAGGUCCAGGAGUUGACCUCUUCGAACGGAGCGGACUCCCCCACGGCACCGGCCUCGCCGCCACCUGCCUCCCAGGCCAGCUCGGCUCCGGACAGCAGGAACAUUGUCCGAAGGAAGCUGACCGGCUAUGUUGGUUUCGCCAACCUGCCCAACCAGUGGCACCGUAAGAGCGUCCGCAAGGGCUUCAACUUCAAUGUCAUGGUCGUUGGCGAGUCUGGCCUUGGCAAGUCGACCCUCGUCAACACGCUCUUCAACACUUCCCUAUACCCUCCCAAGGAGCGCAAGGGCCCGAGCCUCGACAUCAUUCCCAAGACUGUUAUGAUACAGUCGAUUAGCGCUGAUAUCGAGGAGGCUGGCGUCCGCCUCCGCCUCACUGUCGUGGAUACGCCUGGUUUCGGCGACUUCGUCAACAACGAUGAGUCCUGGCGUCCCAUUGUGGACAACAUCGAGCAGCGCUUCGAUGCCUACCUCGACGCCGAGAACAAGGUCAAUCGCAUGAACAUUGUUGACAACAGAAUCCAUGCCUGUGUCUUCUUCAUUCAGCCCACCGGCCACUCUCUCAAGCCCCUCGACAUCGAGGUGAUGCGCCGCCUCCACACCAAGGUCAACCUUAUCCCCGUCAUCGCUAAGUCCGAUACCCUUACGGACGAGGAAAUCACAAAUUUCAAGGCCAGAAUUUUGUCAGACAUAAAGUAUCACGGCAUCCAGAUUUUCGAGGGCCCGCGGUAUGAGCUCGACGACGAAGAGACGAUUGCAGAGAACAAUGAGAUCAUGUCCAAGGUUCCCUUCGCCGUCGUCGGAGCUACCAACGAGAUCAAGACGGCGGAUGGGCGCCAAGUUCGCGGACGUGAGUACCCGUGGGGCACCAUCGAGGUUGACAACGAGGAGCACUGCGACUUCGUCAAACUCCGCCAGAUGCUCAUCCGAACCCACAUGGAGGAGCUCAAGGAACACACCAACAACCUGCUGUACGAGAACUAUCGUACCGACAAGCUCAUCGCCAUGGGUGUAUCCCAAGACCCUAGUGUCUUCAAGGAGGUCAACCCCGCGGUCAAGCAAGAAGAGGAGCGCGCCCUGCACGAGCAGAAACUCGCCAAGAUGGAGGCUGAGAUGAAGAUGGUCUUCCAACAAAAAGUGGCAGAGAAGGAAAGCAAGCUCAAGCAAUCCGAAGAAGAGCUCUACGCCCGGCACAGGGAGAUGAAGGAGCAGCUCGAGCGCCAGCGCCUGGAGCUCGAGGACAAGAAGGGGCGCAUCGAGAGCGGGCGGCCGUUGGAAAAGGAAGGCAAACGGAAGGGCUUCUCGCUGCGCUAA
Molecule: messenger RNA, 1467 nt
Organism: Hirsutella rhossiliensis
Lineage: Eukaryota; Fungi; Ascomycota; Sordariomycetes; Hypocreales; Ophiocordycipitaceae
Product: septin domain-containing protein
Exons: 5
Coding region: 1-1467 (488 amino acids)
Biological process (GO): cytoskeleton-dependent cytokinesis
Cellular component (GO): septin ring; microtubule cytoskeleton; septin complex
Molecular function (GO): molecular adaptor activity; GTP binding; GTPase activity
Source: RefSeq, a predicted model, not a curated record